UGGUGAUACUUGUGUCAAAUCUGAUGGAUGGUGUCCUGGGGAUUGCAUGGCUGGAUAUGGGCCUGAGAGGGAAUGCAUAAGAUGUUCUGCUGGAAAAUGGGGAAUAAAUUGUGCCAAGGAGUGUACGAGACAUUGCAAGACACUCGACGAUUGUCAAAGGGAAGAUGGUUUUUGCAGUGGUGAUUGUGAAUAUAAUUACUAUCCAAAAUACGCUUGUAAUCAAGAGGUUCCCAAAAUAGAUGGUAAACCUGUGUUGAAGAGUCGAGGUGCUGAUUACAUUGAGAUAGAAUGGAAUGUUUUAGAAGCUAAGAGUAAUAUCAAACGUGAUACUGCAGCUACAAAAUCCUUCAGAGUUGAAUACAGAAGUUCCUCAAACGAAGAUGAUAAUAUAGAAUCUAUUUACAUUUCUGGGUUGAUGGCAAGAAUUGACAACUUAUCAAAGGAUAGCAUCUUUGUUUUUCGUGUUUCAGCAUUGUACUCAUAUGAAG
This is a messenger RNA of Owenia fusiformis, 488 nucleotides long. Lineage: Eukaryota; Metazoa; Annelida; Polychaeta; Sabellida; Oweniidae. The record is from the annotation of a GenBank genome assembly.